Messenger RNA from Botrytis cinerea B05.10, 561 nucleotides. RefSeq lists its product as hypothetical. Bases 118 to 474 code for a protein of 118 amino acids. The record is from RefSeq and is a predicted model, not a curated record. The transcript has a single exon. Lineage: Eukaryota; Fungi; Ascomycota; Leotiomycetes; Helotiales; Sclerotiniaceae.
GCUAGUCCAGUCAAUAUGAACACUUCUGGUUGUUCGAGACAUUUUCACUGCUCAUUAAUCCAUGUACACUUAACUACUUGUUUGCUUAUCGCUUUGCAGUAUUUGCAGCUCGCGAUAAUGGACGAUCAUAAUGGUAUCUCUUACGACGAGUAUGACAAUACUCAAAACAAUUACACAUACUUUCCACCAGGCUACAUACCGCCAAAUAAUCCACCUUCUCAAGAUAGCUACUCGGAUCCCCAAUCACAACAACCCUCACAACCUCGAUUUCUAGAAUUUCCUCAACAGCAACCUCUUGAAGAAGGGCAGGAAAGUCCUGGUCAACGCAAUUGUCUUACAAGUGAAAUGCGACAUCAGCCGCAAGCAUUUAUCCAACAACAAUUACCAUUACCGUCUCAAUACCUAAUGACACAACCACCGUCAAGGCCCCAAUCAUAUUCAUCGCCUCCGAUCCAGUCUUCUCAACUCCAAUAAAUACCCCAAUGGCAGCUAUUGCCUCUAUUAGAAGAUCCCAUUGGUCUUAAUUUCAUGGAUCCCUUCAGUGCUCAAUCUCAAUUCUCA